Molecule: messenger RNA, 408 nt
Organism: Colletotrichum truncatum
Lineage: Eukaryota; Fungi; Ascomycota; Sordariomycetes; Glomerellales; Glomerellaceae
Product: histone H3-like centromeric protein cse-4
Cellular component (GO): nucleosome
Molecular function (GO): protein heterodimerization activity; DNA binding; structural constituent of chromatin
Source: RefSeq, a predicted model, not a curated record
AUGCCCCCAAAGAAAUCAAGGCAGUCAGACGCUGCCCGGCGAAAAUCGCGGCAAAGUGAUAUUCAGCCCGGUGAUCCAAUUCCUAGCCGUGGAAGACGACGUUAUCGACCGGGAACAGUAGCCCUGCGAGAGAUCCGAAAAUACCAAAGCGGUACCCAACUGCUCUUACGCCAGCUUCCUUUUUCUCGUCUCGUUCGUGAAAUCGCCGAGUCCGUGAGGCCCCGAGGCGAGGCUAUGCGUUGGCAAUCGCAAGCAAUUCAAGCACUCCAAGAAGCCGCCGAAGCUUUCCUAGUACACCUGUUCGAAGACACAAACCUAUGUGCCAUCCAUGCCAAGAGAGUUACCAUCAUGCAAAAAGAUAUACAGCUUGCUAGGCGAAUCCGCGGUGUGUGGGGAGGAUUGGGUUAG